Raphanus sativus (radish) is the source of this 1359-nucleotide messenger RNA. Its product is annotated as phospholipase D alpha 3-like. Lineage: Eukaryota; Viridiplantae; Streptophyta; Magnoliopsida; Brassicales; Brassicaceae. Gene Ontology annotation, biological process: phospholipid catabolic process. Gene Ontology annotation, cellular component: plasma membrane. The record is from RefSeq and is a predicted model, not a curated record. The coding region runs from base 76 to 1203 and encodes 375 amino acids. Gene Ontology annotation, molecular function: D-type glycerophospholipase activity. The transcript is spliced from 2 exons.
CAAAGCAUUUAAUCGUUAGUUCAUUAGAUAUUAAUUCGUGUGUUUACAGGAAGUGGUAGAAGGUACUUAGUAUCAAUGGAACGGCUCGCAGAGAUCACAGUUCCGCCACUCCCAUUUGUAAAAUCGGACGAUGUUGAAGGUUGGACGGUCCAAAUUUUCCGGUCGAUAGAUGAUGGUGCGGUUGGAGGAUUCCCUGAGGAUCCUCGUGAAGCUUCGAGCGUAGGACUUAUAACCGGAAAAGAUAACGUCAUCGAAAGAAGCAUACAAGACGCUUACAUUAACGCCAUAAGGAGAGCCAAACACUUUAUCUACAUUGAGAACCAAUACUUCCUAGGAAGCUCCUUUGGAUGGAGCUCUAGAGACAUUAAUAUAAAUGAGAUCAACGCUUUACACCUCAUUCCCAAAGAGAUUUCUCUCAAGAUAGUGAGUAAGAUCGAGGCAGGUGAGCGGUUUUCAGUGUAUGUCGUGAUACCGUUGUGGCCUGAAGGGAAACCUGGUUCUGCUUCGGUUCAGGCAAUAUUAGACUGGCAAAGGAGAACAAUGGAGAUGAUGUAUACUGAUAUCGUCAUUGCUCUUAGGAAGAAAGGUCUAGAUGCAAACCCUAGAGACUACUUAACGUUUUUCUGCCUCGGGAACCGGGAAGUUAACAAGGCGGGUGAGUACUCGGCUCCUGAGAAACCAGCGGCUAAUUCUGAUUACGCAAGAGCUCAAGAAUCUCGUCGGUUCAUGAUCUAUGUUCAUUCUAAAAUGAUGAUUGUUGAUGAUGAAUACAUAAUAAUAGGAUCAGCAAAUAUCAACCAAAGGUCUAUGGAUGGAGGUCGAGACUCAGAGAUCGCAAUGGGAGCAUACCAACCUAACCAUCUGCUAUCUACCAAUCAAAUGAAGCCAACGGGUCAAGUUUUCAGCUUUAGGAUAUCACUAUGGCUUGAACAUCUACGGAUUAUAACCAAUCCAUUCAUGUUCCCUGAAAGCGAAGAGUGCAUAAGAAUGGUAAAUGCAAAGGCAGACGAGCUAUGGGGACUAUACUCAGCACAAGUGUACCCUCGAGAUCAUGAUCUACCGGGGCAUUUACUUAGUUAUCCGAUUAGCAUUGGUACCAACGGGGAGGUAACAAAUCUUGCUGGUGCGGAGCUGUUUCCUGAUACAAACGCAAAGGUUUUAGGUGAAAAGUCUAAUUAUCUCCCUCCCAUCCUCACUACUUAAGCGAUGUAACACUUGCAUUGCAUACUACUAUAUGCAGAAUGUGUAAUUUCGGUUAAUGUAGUUAAGUCUAGUUUAAAUAAGAUUUGAGACAAAAAAAAGAGUUUAAUGUGAAAAAUAGUCUAGACCCUUUUAAAUAAAACUUAUGGAUAAAAAACA